CAAACGCAAGAAUUGAACAUUUGUUUGGUUCGAAUUCGACGCUCGAGAAAUUACGGGUAAUAGUAGUUAACCCCAGGCGGAACUGAUGAAGACCCGACGUCGGCCGCGAUGAUUGAGUCCGAGAACUUGCGUACGGCGUCGCUGUACAUCAACAACCAGCUGCUGUCCCGGGGCCUGCUGCGCGAUGGCCACAACAUCGACUUCGCCCAUCCGGGCGACAGCGAGGGCGAGGUGGCCGAGACCAUGGGCCGUAUCAUGGGCGUCGUCAAUGACCUCAUUCUGCGGCGGGAUCGCGACGCCGAGCACCGCGAGUCGCUCUCGGCCACCCUCCGGACCCUCCGCGCCGAGUCGCUACGGCAGGCCAACGACAUCCAACGCCUGCAGGAGAAACACGCCGAGGCACAGCGCAAGGCCGGCCUGAGCGAGGCCGCCGAGGCGGCGCUGCGGACGCACCUCAAGACGGCCGAGGCGACGAUCCACCGCCUGAAAGAGGAGGCCGCUCGCACGAAGACGCUCGUGGCCCAGACCAGAGCCUCGUGCGCCAACGAGGUGCGCAAGCGGGACCGCCAGAUCGAGAGCCUGAAGAAGGCCGUCACCGAGGCGGGCAGGGCGAGGGGCGUCGGCAAGAGCCCCGCCGUCACGACCAUCACGGUGACGGGCGACAUCGGCAUGGGGCCCGAGACCGAGCAGGCGGCGCCGCCCGUCAGCGCGGGCAGCGCCGCCGACCAGGGCUACGACUUGCGCUCCGAGACGAACGCGUUCCUCGCCGAGCUCGCCAAGGGCCUCAGCGAGGAGAACGAGGGCCUGAUGCAGCUGGUGCGGCGGACGAUCGAGCGGCUGAAGGAGAUGAGCGGCUGGGACGUCACCAACGGGGGCGGCCCUACCGGGUGCGCGGGCGACGGGCACGCGCUGGCGCUGGCGGCCAACCCGGCCGACAUGUCGCUCGAGGUCGACGCCGUGCUCGAGCAUCUCCGCACGAUCCUCACGAACCCGUCGUUCGUCCCCAUCGAGGAGGUCGUCGUCCGCGAGGACGAGAUCCACAGGCUGCGCGACGGCUGGGAGAAGAUGGAGACGCGCUGGAAGGAGGCCGUCCACCUGAUCGACGGCUGGCGCAAGCGGAUGCAGGCCAGCGGCCGCCCGGUGAACGUCGAAGAGCUGAAGAUGGGCCUGCGGCUGAGUCCGGUGCGGGUGAGGAACGUUGAGGAGACGUCCCAAGGACUGGACCUCCGUUUGGAUGCCGUGCUUGAGGACGAGGAGGAAGCGGAUGUUGUGCCGCACGACGGCGACGAAGGGAAUUUGGGCCUGGUACAGGAACCCGAGUUCGACGACGGUUACAGCGAUGCUUCGAGCAUGUUCGACCACAACGUGGACGAUGUGGACGUCUGCGACCUUGACGUGGAGGAGCCGAACGUGGAGAUUCUGCAACAAUCGGUCAUGUUCGCGUCCCCGCCUUUACCGCCGCCGCCGCAGCUGGGCCCGCUGCGCGAUUCGAGCACGGCAGGGAAUCGACGCGAGCGCCCGGACCGUGGACAGCGGCCCGUCGGUUUUGCAACCAUCACACAAGAAAAGACGCGGGAGGUCGCUGGGGAAGACGCGCCGAUGCCGCCGCCGCCGCCGCCGCCGCCUUCUCAGGGGGAAAGACCACAGCAGCCGCCGCAGAAGAGGCCACUCUUGUCAUUACGAACGGUACCACCGGAGGAGGCGGCUAACGUUGCCCUGCCUGCAUCGGCCGUCGUUUCCACGCCGGAUACGUCGGUCGAGAACAUGCCGCUCAGCAAGGCAACUGACGAACCCGCGACAAAACCGCCAAGGGCCGCGACAAAGGCCGAGCAGCGUCCAGCACCGACCCCCAAGAAGAAGGAGGCGGUAAGGAAGGAGACCACUGCUCGGGAGCUUACGCAAAAGAAGGAUCGGGAAGAGACCAAGGCUCCUGCCUCCAGGCCGCCCGCCAAGGCACGACCUACCAAGCCUCCUAUCACCAGGGGCCGGACAGAAACGCGGAAGGACGAGAAGGGUAGCCACCCAACUAAGGCCACGCCCCGCGCCAGGUCAGCAGCGUCAACCGCGUCCGCUGCCUCGGCCAGCUCCUCCAAGUCUGCCGGUGCCGCCAAGAACGUGAUCACGGACAACGUGAAGGCCCCUCGGCCGCCGAAAGCGCCGGCGCCCGCACAGUCUCCCAGCCGCUCACCGGUACGCGCCAACUCGCGCCUGCCGAUGCCCCGGCCCGGCGGCAACGGCGUGCUGCCGGCGCCGCAGCAGUCCCCGCUGAACAUGGCCACCAUCGCCGCCAAGCUGGCCGCUUCGGAGCGCGAGGCCGACGCCGCGCGCGUGCGCGCCAAGCUCAAGGCGGCCCGCCUCGGCAAGGGCGUCGUCAGCCUGCCGCCGCCGGGAACGGGCGGCGGCGGCGGCGGCAGCGGCACGGCCGGCAGCGCCGCCACUUGCCCUGCCGAAGCUGAUGCGGGCGGUGGUGGUAGUGGUGGUGGCGGCGGCGGCACGAGCACCCGCUCAGAGAGCGACAGCGCCGCCGGUUCGGCGUCGACCGCUGCGUCCGCGUCGGACGCCGCGCCGAGUUCUGCCACCACCGCCGCUCGAGAUGAAGAGCUCGGCGCAGACGCAGGUGCAGACGCAGACGCAGACGCCGAUGCGGACGAACUCGGCCUCUCCCCGCCCGGUCAGCAACAAAAACAACCACAACCGCCACAACCACAACCGCAAAAGCAACACCUGCGGGCACAACCCAGCAGGACGGAGCUGAGGAAAGCCGCCGCAUCCGCCACAACAACAUCAUCAACAAGACCGCCGCCAUCAUCAACAACAGCAGCAGCAAGACAAAAAACAUCAACAAGAACGACAGCAGCUGCCGUCACGGCGCCGCCGACCACAGCUACAACAACCGUAGCCACAACAGGUACCGCUCCAACAGCUACAGCCCCAACAGGAACAGCUACAACAGCCCCCACAGCUCCACCGGCACCAGCCGCGGCGCGCAAACGGGACCGGCGCGUGAGCAGGACCGCCUCGCGCCGGCGCAGCACGCUCAACCCCUGGGAGCUGGACGCGCUGAUCCAGGGCGGUGUCAGCGGCGUGAGCAAUGGCGGGAGCAGUGGGAAGAAGCUGGCUGCGGAGAGGUGAAGAGCAGCCGGUUGACAUGACACGCGCCCGGGGGAAGUGAGCUGCCUGUUUGCAUGGCAUGACACGCGCCCGGGGGAGGUGAGCUGCAGGUUGGUAUGGCAUGCCACGGGCAGGCCCCCAGGCCUCCGGGGGGGUGGAUUCUGAUUCUGAGUCUUUUGCAUGGGAUGGACAUUACUAAAGUGUGGCCACAUGGGUGGG
Thermothielavioides terrestris NRRL 8126 is the source of this 3330-nucleotide messenger RNA. RefSeq lists its product as uncharacterized. NCBI's taxonomy places the organism in Eukaryota, Fungi, Ascomycota, Sordariomycetes, Sordariales, Chaetomiaceae. The record is from RefSeq and is a predicted model, not a curated record. Gene Ontology annotation, molecular function: actin filament binding. Gene Ontology annotation, biological process: regulation of actin filament polymerization. Gene Ontology annotation, cellular component: actin filament; plasma membrane; cortical actin cytoskeleton. Bases 109 to 3132 code for a protein of 1007 amino acids. The transcript has 2 exons.